Tarenaya hassleriana is the source of this 1510-nucleotide messenger RNA. RefSeq names its product polygalacturonase-like. The transcript is spliced from 4 exons. The record is from RefSeq and is a predicted model, not a curated record. Gene Ontology annotation, molecular function: polygalacturonase activity. Gene Ontology annotation, biological process: carbohydrate metabolic process. Bases 63 to 1256 code for a protein of 397 amino acids. Lineage: Eukaryota; Viridiplantae; Streptophyta; Magnoliopsida; Brassicales; Cleomaceae.
ACCACUACUCCCUCUCUCUCUCUCUCUCUCUAGACCAAACCGUAAAGGAAAACAAAAACACAAUGACGUCCACCAUUCGUUCAGACAAUACAUCACUUCUCUUCUUCCUCUUCUUCACGUUCUUGCUCUCGUCGUCGUCAUCAUCAGCUCAAACCUACAAUGUCAUGUCCUACGGAGCCAAACCCGACGGCAAGACGGACUCCACCAAGGCCUUUGUCGCGGCUUGGGUCAACGCAUGCGCCUCGGUCCGCCCAGUGACCGUCAUCGUCCCCAAGGGCCAGUUCUUGCUGCGAAGCGUGGUCUUCGACGGCACAAAAUGCAAGCGCAAGAAGAUCACCGUUAGAAUUGACGGGACUCUGGUUGCUCCGUCGGAUUAUCGGGUCAUUGGAAACGCUGGCUAUUGGAUAUUCUUCAAUCACGUUGACGGCGUAUCCGUCUACGGCGGAGUUCUUGACGCUCAGGGAGCUGGGCUCUGGGGUUGCAAGCUGUCCGGCAAGAACUGCCCGAGCGGCGCCACGACCAUAGGGUUUCAGAGCUCAAGCAACAUCGUCGUGUCCGGACUGACGUCGCUGAACAGUCAGAUGUUCCACAUCGUGGUCAACGGAUGCCGGAACGUGAAGCUUCAAGGAGUGAAAGUUUCUGCGGCGGGAAACAGCCCCAACACGGACGGAAUCCACGUCCAGUCGUCGUCCAUAGUCUCAAUCCUCAACUCAAAUAUUGCUACCGGCGACGACUGCGUUUCCAUCGGCCCCGGCACCAACGGCCUCUGGAUCGAAAACGUCGCUUGUGGACCCGGUCACGGCAUUAGCAUUGGGAGCCUGGGGAAGGACAAGGUAGAGGCAGGGGUACAAAACGUGACUGUGAAAACGGCGACGUUUACAAAGACAGAGAAUGGGGUGAGGAUAAAAUCAUGGGCGAGACCCAGCACCGGAUUCGUCAACAACGUCCGUUUCAUUCAUUGCGUUAUGAACAACGUCCAAAACCCUAUCGUCAUUGAUCAAAACUACUGCCCCGGCAAGGAGAAUUGCCCCGGACAGGUUUCCGGGGUGAAAGUAAGCGACGUGCUGUAUAUGGAUAUACACGGGACAUCAGAGACAGAGAUCGGAGUGAAACUUGAUUGUAGCCCGAAGAAGCCGUGUACCGGAAUUCGGCUUCAGGGCGUGAAGCUUACGUACCAGAACAAACCGGUCCGAGCAGCUUGUAGCCACGCCGGUGGGAUUCAGGCCGGAUUUCUCCAGCCGAGUAGUUGUCUUUGAUGAAACCCUAAAUGUGUUUUUGUCGGUUCCUUUUGUUUUGUCUCUCUCUCUGUUCAAUUAGUACAAAACUAAGAAGGUAGGGGGGGGGGGUGGAACUAGGGUAUGUUUCAGGUUGUGAAUAAAGACUCCGUUUCAAGGAGAGGGAACGGAGGGUGCAUGAGCCUGUGGCGGUAUCCGGCCCAAUGGGCCGUGAGCCUGGCCUUGCAUUUGGUUUAUGGAGCCCAUCAGAGAGCAACCCUUUUUUGUUGGUGUUU